Molecule: messenger RNA, 1346 nt
Organism: Oncorhynchus gorbuscha (pink salmon)
Lineage: Eukaryota; Metazoa; Chordata; Actinopteri; Salmoniformes; Salmonidae
Product: uroplakin-1a-like
Exons: 7
Coding region: 150-905 (251 amino acids)
Cellular component (GO): membrane
Source: RefSeq, a predicted model, not a curated record
UGUCUACAAUUCAUUACAUCCAGCCAGACCCUACAUUCUCUUGGAUCUGUUAGGAACACUUGUACUUGGGUCUGUUCUUUCUUCACUGUCUUCUUCUUCUCUGCUCAGGAGCAGUGGGUUUAGAAGGAGCUGACAGAAGGACUGCUACCAUGGCUGAUGGAAAGGGAUUCACCUGUCUUAUGGUCAUUCUCAUCCUGGGGAAUAUAUUUGGAGCUGCAGCAGGUCUUGCCCUUUGCGCUCUGGCCAUCUGGGUUGCAGUAGAUCAAUUCAAGCUCUACCCUAUAUCUGGCGUGUCGGGGAAAGAUGACAUCUUUGCCGGGGCCUGGAUUGCCAUUUUCACAGGCUUUGCCUUCUUCUGCAUGUGCGUCUUUGGUAUCUUGGCUGCUGCGAUGAAGAGCCGUGCCUUAAUGCUAACAUAUCUGAUCCUGAUGUUGAUCAUCUACAUAUUUGAGUGUGCCUCGUGUAUCACUGCAGUCACCCACAGAGACUAUCUGGUUGGAAACAGUAAUCUGGUGAAGAAGCAGAUGCUGAAGUACUAUGCAGCCGACGGUGACUCUGGCAGUCAGAUCACACUGACAUGGAACAAAGUGAUGAAAGAGGUGGAGUGUUGUGGAACGGAUGGCCCAGUGGACUGGAUAGAGUACAACUCCACCUUCAGGGAGAAGUUUGGUACAGACUACCCCUGGCCCACCCACUGCUGCAAGAGGAAGAACAACUACGAUGUGGUGAAUGUGGAGGCCUGCAAGAACGGCCAGAACACCACCAUGUUCACUAAGGGCUGCUUCAACCACAUUGAGUCUGUGUUCAGUCGAUAUACAUGGGCUAUCAGCUGGUAUGGUUUCGCUGUGCUAAUGUUUAUGUUCUUGCUGUUGAUCCUGGCCAUGGUGUACUACCUGAUGCUGUGAGAAGUCUGGAGGUGAUGUCUCUAACCCAUGUUUUUGACUUUCUGCUGAAGCCACACCAACCCUCACUUCAGCAACCACAGUGCCUUGCAAAAGUAUUCACCCCCUUGGUGUUAUUUUGUUGCUUUACAACCUGUAAUUGAAUUUAAAUAGAUUUUUAUUUGGAUUUCAUGUAAUGGACAUACACAAUAUAGUCCAAAUUGGUGAAGUGAAAUGUAAAAAAUUACUUGUUUAAUUUAAAAAAAAAGAAUUUAAAACGGAAAAGUGGUGCGUGCAUAUAUAUUCAACCUCUUUGCUAUGAAGCACCUAAAUAAGAUUUGGUGCAACCAAUUACCUUCAUAAGUGACAUAAUUAGUUAAAUAAAGUCCACCUAUGUGCAAUCUAAGUGUCACAUGAUCGGUCACAUGAUCUCAGUAUAUAUAUAUACACCUGUUCUGAAAGGCC